UUGGCAGCAGCAGGAGUAGGCGCAAAGUCUGGGUUUGCAAGGGCAUCACUAAGGCAAGAGGUAGCAGCCCCCAUCCUGAAAGAGCCCCAGGGAUCUGGGGCUGGGUGAAGUCGCCUAUUCUGUGUUUUCUGCCUUCUCAGCCCAAUUGUGACCUCAUGUUACUUCAGAAUGAGCCCCUCCCUUUUUCUUCUGGGCCCUCUCUGUAAUGGGGCUAGUGGCUGCAAGUGGAGAUGGAAUGCUCUGAGCCGACAGUGCAGUAGGCCCUGCAUGGGGGUGGGGGGUGGGGUGGGGAGACACGAGGCUUAGGCAACAAGGAAUGGAUGCCAGCCCAGUCAAGAAGGCCCUUCAACCAUGGCCAGCUUGACCCAGCAGACUCUGUCCCUUGGGGACCACCAGAUGAGGACGAAAAGAAACCAAAGACUAAAGGAUAAGAAGGCCUGGUUUGCAGAAUAGAUCCCAAGCAGGAGGCGGAAGGGACUCAGAAUUGGGGAAGCUACUCUUUUACUGACCUCAGGAACAGCUGUCAGAGUGGGAGAAAGGUCCUGGGCCUCAGGCCGUUCCUGUCAGGUUGGACAUAUAGGAUUGUGUGGUCUCUCCCUACCCCGCCCCUCAACCACCUUCCUCACAAUGAGGCUUAUUGCUGAGGCGGGAGGGGCAUCCUAGGGAGGGUGCAGUGGGGGGCCUGCCUGCCAGACGCCCUCAGAGAGCCUGUCCUUUCAAGCAUGAACCAGACCAUCUGGGCUCCCCCACGCCCAGUGUGCUCUUAGCUCUGCCCGCCUGGCGUGGGGUCCUGGAGUGGGGUCCUGGAGCCCUUCUUGGAGCUCAUCCAGCAACCAUCAUGCAGGGUGGUGCUGGGGACCGCCCUGUUACUGGGAGGUGGAGGCCUCGUGUUGUGGAUGCAGAGGAAGAGGAAAAGGAAGACAGAUUCUGAGACCACACAAGAGGUGCAGGAGCCAACAGAGAGCGAAAAAUUGAAUGAUGAGAGUUGGAUCAAAUCGCACUUUAGCCGUCUUUCCGAGGAGAAGCUGGCCGCCAGCAACACUGCCUGCCUCAACACCGCCGGGCCCAGCAGCUCCACCGCUGCUCCGCAGCCGGACAGUGGCAGCGGGGAGGCCAGCACCACGGUUCGCGUGGAGACCUUCACCACGCGGCAAGGAGACGAGGGCAUGGCCCUUCACCGGGAGACCUUCACCAGCAAGCAGAGAAUGUCUGGGACUUCCGUGACCAAAGAGACCCACAAGGAGUCUGCAAAGUCCUCGUCCGCGGAGGAGGCCACGUGGGCUGCCGUGGCCGCCUGUACCAAGGAGAUUGACACCAAGGGGCAGCAGCUGGCCAACUCCAUGUUGCAACGGGCCACGGCCUGCCAGAACUCGGGCCACCUGGAGACCAAGGACAUCAACCAGGAGGAGCUGAAGGCCCUCGAGGAGGUGGAGAUGAAGCUGAAGGGGAAUUUCCUCACCCAGCGGGAAUCCACCGUAGCUGGCGCCAACCACACACACACCUACCACAGCCACUGCCACCACGGCCACCAGGGUUAUCCAAACCACCAGUCCCACAGCCUGCCCAACCGCAGCCCCCAGGGCUACCACCCCUUUAAAGCCACCUAACCACAGAUGGAGAUGCCCCUUCCCCCCGCAGGGCUGGCACAGAAACAUAGGCAUCCCGUGUGGCCCAUCUCUCUGAUGGGGCAACCUAUGUGGCCCAGAGUAAGAUGCUGCUGCCCAAGUCCCUUCUUCCUCAGGCCCCCCACAAAGGGUCCCGAGCCCCUUCAGCUCCAUGAGUGGGGUCUGCCCCUGAUGGCCCCUGGUGAGGGAGAACUGGGGAGAAUUGAGGCAACUGAGGCAGACUCUCAGGCCCCUGAAGAACCCCCGAGAGAAAAUGGGAGAGGCAGAUCCCAGGAGCAGCCGAGAGCAACACACUGAUGCCAAAUGCCUGAGCUGAGCCAAUAAAGCCUUGCAUACCCUUACUCUUGAGUCUGGAGGCUCUGUGGCCAGCCCCGGGUCUGGGCGGGCCUCUGGGGAGAGUGUUCCUCCUGCCAAGUCCUCUUCUGGUAGGCUGAUUCAAGGAUCCCUAAAUUAGCUUCUGGGGUCUUAGGUUCUGGGCAUGGGAGAUCUCCACAGGGCUCAACUCCCAUUUUUACCUGCUGCCGCCAGAGGAGAAGGAAGCAGCCAGGAGCUGGGGGGUGCGGGGAAGUCCGGUGCGGUGCGGGUUGGAAGUAAGUAGGGGUGGGAUGUAGGUCUACAGUCCUCUUGGUGCUGCUCUCUCCCCUCCCCUACUGGGAUCAUGCUGGUGCCUCCCCACCAGCUACCUCCAGAGCCACGGUAUUGGGCUACGUACUCUCUCCUGGUUUAUGCUGCUGUUGCUGGGGCUGGGGCUGCCACUGCUGCAGUACUACUAAGUAAGAGCAUCACUCCUACUAC
Messenger RNA from Capra hircus (goat), 2420 nucleotides. RefSeq names its product chromosome 26 C10orf62 homolog (gene C26H10orf62). Lineage: Eukaryota; Metazoa; Chordata; Mammalia; Artiodactyla; Bovidae. Bases 897 to 1607 code for a protein of 236 amino acids. The record is from RefSeq and is a predicted model, not a curated record. The transcript has a single exon.